Molecule: messenger RNA, 2807 nt
Organism: Meriones unguiculatus (Mongolian gerbil)
Lineage: Eukaryota; Metazoa; Chordata; Mammalia; Rodentia; Muridae
Gene: Atg4c
Product: autophagy related 4C cysteine peptidase
Exons: 11
Coding region: 589-1980 (463 amino acids)
Biological process (GO): translation
Cellular component (GO): ribosome
Molecular function (GO): structural constituent of ribosome; protein-phosphatidylethanolamide deconjugating activity
Source: RefSeq, a predicted model, not a curated record
UUCCGAGGCCGCAGACGCUCACGCUGCGUGGCACCUGAGAUCCAGUAGUUACAGCUACAGGGGACAGCUGCAAAUCCUAACACUGGGCUGCUACUCACAAAUGCACCGCUCUAGGCUCUCCUCUUGCAGCCCGGGAGCUGAGGGCCUCAGACACGGACGCCUGCAGGAUCGCGGCCUGCGGAGGCGUUGGAGUCCGGAGCUACGGUGGCCGCGCAGGGCCUCAUCCCGCACGUCGGUGCGUCCGCGCUGCUCGGCGCCGCUGCUGGAGCCAGAGUGUGUCCUGCUGUGGGGACUCCUGCGCGCCUGCACAGUUAUCCAGUCCUGUGUCGCCGAGGGGUCGGCCUGAGGCUGGCGGCGUGGAGGAGGUUGGAGCUUGGUGUUUGUAGUCUCCGGAUGGCCGGUUCUGGGGACCCCCGCCCUUGGUGCAGACCCGCGGCCAACGGUCUGGGUUCCCGGAGGGCUUUGGAACUUCUCUGGAUUCUGCUUCCUCCUGCGGGUUACCUUCCGACGUCCCUUCGCCCUUUGAACUUAUAUCGACUUUAAUAGAAGAAUGGAAUCAAGUGAUGGCUUUUUCUUUAGAAUUUGAAUAUGGAGGCUUCAGGAACAGAUGAAGUUGACAAGCUAAAAACUAAAUUUAUAUCUGCUUGGAACAACAUGAAAUAUAGUUGGGUGUUGAAAACAAAGACAUAUUUUAGUAGAAAUUCACCUGUUUUAUUGCUUGGGAAGUGUUAUCAUUUUAAAUAUGAAGAUGAAAACAAGCUGCCGCCUGCAGGAUCAGGGUGCGCCAUCGAAGACCAUGUAAUCGCCGGGAACGUGGAAGAGUUCCGCAAGGACUUCAUCUCUAGAAUAUGGCUGACCUACAGGGAGGAGUUCCCUCAAAUAGAAGCUUCUGCCUUGACGACGGACUGCGGCUGGGGCUGCACUCUGAGGACUGGCCAGAUGCUGCUGGCCCAGGGCCUCAUACUGCAUUUCCUUGGUAGAGCUUGGACCUGGCCUGAUGCACUGCACAUCGAGAAUUCGGACUCUGACUCGUGGCCUUCCAACACCGUCAAAAAGUUUACUGCGUCAUUUGAAGCGUCGCUUUCAGGGGAAAGAACGCUCAGAACCCCAGCGGCAUCCCUGAAGGAGACGGUGGGGAAGCACUGUGACGACCAGGCAGUGCGGAACGAGAUUUACCACAGGAGAAUCAUCUCUUGGUUCGGAGACUCCCCCGUGGCUGUCUUCGGCUUGCAUCGACUGAUCGAGUUCGGGAAGAAGUCUGGGAAAAAGGCUGGCGAUUGGUACGGACCAGCCGUGGUCGCUCACAUUUUAAGAAAAGCAGUUGAAGAAGCGCGGCACCCUGAUUUGCAAGGAAUAACUAUUUAUGUUGCACAGGACUGCACAGUUUACAAUUCUGAUGUCAUUGACAAACAGACUGAAUCUGUGACCUCUGGAGAUGCACGUGACAAGGCUGUUAUUAUUUUAGUUCCUGUUAGACUUGGUGGAGAGAGAACCAAUACGGACUACCUGGAGUUUGUGAAGGGUGUUUUAAGCCUCGAAUACUGUGUAGGUAUUAUUGGCGGCAAACCGAAGCAGUCCUAUUACUUUGCUGGAUUUCAAGAUGACAGUUUGAUUUACAUGGACCCUCAUUACUGCCAGUCUUUUGUAGAUGUCAGCAUAAAGGACUUCCCCCUUGAGACGUUCCACUGCCCUUCUCCUAAAAAGAUGUCAUUUCGAAAAAUGGAUCCUAGUUGUACGAUAGGAUUUUACUGUCGAAACGUCCAGGACUUUGAACGAGCAUCUGAAGAAAUCACUAAGUGCUCCAUCCACCUGGACGCCCUGACUUCCCAUGAGACUCUUCAGAGUCCAGCGAUUCCUGGCCAAGAAACAAAGAGACAAAAGCAAAACCGUCCUACUCCUCAGUGGAUUCGGAUGAAAACUGGAAACGAAACCAGGGAGAACUCCAAGAGAAGACACUGGAGAACAAAGCUGGGUCUGUGAGGAUUCACACGAUGACAAGAGUGAGGGUUUACAGUGAAUCAUGGUCCUCAGUCGAUCCUGGCAGAUGGAGUUCAACAUAUUUGUUUGUUUUUGUUUUUCUCUGUGUAGCGUUGGCUGUCCUGGACUCUCACUGUAGACCAGGCUAGCCUCAAACUCAGAGAUCCACCUGCCUCUGCCUCCCCAAGUGCUAGGUUUACAGUGCUGUGCGUCACCGCAAGCACCUGCUGUUUAGCGUUUUUAACCUGGAGACCUGGCCGUGUUUACGUUGGGCAUGUGGUUUGCCCAGUAGUGAGACGUAGAACCUUCCAAAACGGCAACAACAGCAAAUGCUGUAGUUUUUGUUUGACAGUUUUAAUAUAACUAGCACAAAUAGCCACCAUUUGCUUUAGAAAAAGUCUACUCUUUUUAAGUAAAUUGGCUCAAAGCAGAUGUCAUUCUUGUUUCAGAAACUGUUUUGCCUUGUUAUUCAGUUGAAGCAUGGAUGUAGCGUUGGAGGGCUGAGGGAUGCUACGUGGAGAGAAAAUAGCGAGCCCACAGAACAGUGAAUUUAAGCAUCUUUUCAAAAGCAUUUCCGCCCUCCUCCCUUCCAAUUUAGCUCUCGGCUUCCUGUUUUUAUUGGGUUCCUAUUUCAAGAGGCAAAGGAAGAUGGUUGUUGGUUUCCCCCGCCACUACACUUUCAAAAGGAGUGUGGAAUUUGAGAAAGAAUGGAAGUUUUGAUUGCUGUGAAACAAAUCUCACCCAAAUUCAUUUUCUUUUUUCUUUAAAAUAUCCAUGACAGUAUGAGGACAUCUAUAUUUUUGGACUAAAUUAAAGUAUAAUUUAAUUUA